AUUAUUUUCUUUUCUUUUCCGGGAUUGUUGAUUUCAUUUUCCCGGGAAACAAACAGAUGAUAGUCCCGCCAUGGCUUGAAUCUUUACUCUCCACAGGGUUCUUCUUCCUCUGCCCUUCGCACAAAGACGCCCCACGAAGUGAAUGCAAUAUGUUCUGCCUGGACUGCCCCCAUGGCUCCUUCUGCUUCUACUGCCGAUCCAAUCACCACCAUGAUCACCAUGUCAUUCAGAUUAGGAGAUCGUCGUACCAUGACGUGGUGAGAGUGGCAGAGAUCGAGAAGGUUUUGGAUAUAAGUGAAGUUCAAACGUAUGUAAUAAACAGCGCUAGAGUUUUGUUUCUAAACGAGAGGCCGCAACCGAAGAACUCUGCAAGUAAAGGGAGCUCUCAAUCUCAUGUUUGUGAGAUUUGUGCUAGAAGUCUCUUGGAUCCCUUUCGUUUUUGCUCCCUAGGUUGCAAGGUCGUGGGAAUAAAGAAUAACGGCGAUUCGAACUUCUAUCCGAGGGGGGAGAAUAAUGAAGAAGUUUUGGGCAGAAGAUUGGGAUCAAAGGAAGAGGAAGAAGAAUUGCUUGAAAGGAGGAAGCAAGAAGCUGAAAUAUACCAUCACACGCAUCCUUCACAUUCCAAUUCAAGGAGGAGGAAAGGCAUCCCUCAUAGAGCACCUUUUUAAUAUAUUUAUUUAUUUAUUCACUAAUUUAUA
This is a messenger RNA of Momordica charantia (bitter melon), 698 nucleotides long. RefSeq names its product protein RGF1 INDUCIBLE TRANSCRIPTION FACTOR 1. The record is from RefSeq and is a predicted model, not a curated record. Lineage: Eukaryota; Viridiplantae; Streptophyta; Magnoliopsida; Cucurbitales; Cucurbitaceae.